Anopheles moucheti is the source of this 3811-nucleotide messenger RNA. Its product is annotated as ATP-binding cassette sub-family G member 1-like. NCBI's taxonomy places the organism in Eukaryota, Metazoa, Arthropoda, Insecta, Diptera, Culicidae. The record is from RefSeq and is a predicted model, not a curated record. Bases 213 to 2996 code for a protein of 927 amino acids. The transcript is spliced from 8 exons. Gene Ontology annotation, cellular component: plasma membrane. Gene Ontology annotation, molecular function: ATP hydrolysis activity; ATP binding; ABC-type transporter activity.
UAUAAACCACAAAACACGCGUGGGAAAGCGCUUUUCUCGCCACCACACAUUCAGUGACGGUUGGAAAAAGGAUUGUGUGCGUUCGUGCAUGUGGAUUUCGGUACGCAAAGGAAGCGACACACGUGUGAAAGUCGAGCGAACCUGUUUCCUGUUCUUCGGCAAACUCCAUUCGCGAAAUAAAAAGCCCUGGACGGAUUGUAGCGAAUAGGCGAAUGGAUCCGGGUAUGAUGGCGGGAAAGACGACCGGUGAAAGUGCUAUGCUUGGGAGUGUAGGUCAUACCCACGGCCAUCCACACAAUCCACUGCGCCCGCAUCCCCAUCCAUCCCCGACGCCCGCCCCGUUACAGCAGCAAUCCAAUUCACACCAACAUCUGCUCCACCACCAUCAUCAGCAGCAGCACCAUCAUCCGACGGACACCCUGACGGAAGUUUCGGUCGUCGACAUAAACGCAUCGUUGGCCGCAUCGGCCCCCCUCAUAUCACCGCACGUUGCGUCCGUACACCCGGUCGGUCCCGGGACAGGAGCUGCCGGGCACGUACCCGGCUUCUGCAACAUUCUAAACGCAUCCAACAGCAGUGAUCUACAGGCGGUCGCCUACAACUCGCUCACACAAAACGUUCGCUGCAAAUCCCCACCGACGCUGGUUGAUAAUCUAAAGAACGGGACAAUCGGGAAUUCUCAAAGCGCUCUCUGCAACGGAGCCAUCAUGACAAACGGACAAACGAAAGACUCUAACCUAGCGCACGGCCUAGUGCGGAAGGUUCUCAACAACAGCGAUGGAAAUGGGCAGAAAAAGCCAAUGGUAUCACUCACGCAUCUACCAAAGAGACCUCCGAUCGACAUCCAGUUCAUGGACAUGUCCUACUCGGUGUCCGAAGGCCACAAGCGGGGCUACAAGACCAUACUCAAGGGUAUAAACGGAAAGUUCCGAUCCGGGGAGCUAACCGCCAUCAUGGGACCGUCCGGUGCUGGUAAAAGCACGCUCAUGAAUAUUCUCGCCGGUUACAAAACAUCACACCUCAGCGGUUCGGUGCUAAUCAACGGGAAGGAUCGAAAUCUGCGCAAGUUUCGUAAACUUUCCUGCUACAUCAUGCAGGACGACCGGCUGCUACCCUACCUGACCGUGCGGGAAGCGAUGAUGGUGUCGGCCAACCUGAAGCUCGGCAAGGACAUCUCCGUGUCGGCGAAACGGGCCGUCGUGGAGGAAAUUAUCGAAACGCUCGGUCUGCUGGACGCUGCCACCACGCUCACGCUCAAUCUCUCCGGUGGCCAGCGGAAGCGGCUAUCGAUUGCCCUCGAGCUGGUCAACAACCCACCGGUAAUGUUCUUCGACGAACCGACGAGCGGUCUGGACAGCUCCACCUGUUCGCAGCUGAUUGCGCUGCUGAAAUCGUUAGCGCGCGGCGGUCGUACGAUUGUCUGCACCAUCCAUCAACCAUCGGCUCGAAUUUUCGAACUGUUCGACAAUCUGUACGUGCUGGCCGAAGGGCAGUGUAUCUAUCAGGGGCGGGUAAAUGGUCUGGUACCGUUUCUUGCCUCGCUCGGGCUCGAAUGCCCAAGCUACCACAAUCCAGCGAAUUACGUGAUGGAAGUUGCUUGCGGGGAGCAUGGUGACUGGAAUAGUAAACUCGUAACUGCAGUCAAUAAUGGUAAAUGUAACAACUAUAAUCAACCCCUUUCGCAAAGUAAAAGCUCCUCCAACAAGAAUGUGUCGCUCGACGUAACGGCAACGGGUACUGCUGAUCACGAGGAUGAGCUUGCGCUGCUAAAAACGGUUGUCGCUACCGGUGAGUACACCGCGAUUAGUAUGCCGGCCAACACAACACCAGAGUCGCAGUUGAAUAAUGAAAGUAAACAAAUCACCGCGAGUGUCGCGGCCACGGCGGAACGGAAACCAACACUCGGGAAUGGUGCGGAAUCGGUUGCAGUGUCCAUGGUCCCCACCACCACUACGACGACGGCGGUGGCGACAACCAACACGGGUGUCUCGAUCAUUCCGGCGUCCGACGCUACCGGACCACUGUUAGCUGCCGUUGUUCCGGUGGCGGGCUCCACCACCCAAACCCAGACCGGUUGCAAAGCGACCUGUACCACGUCGUUGCUCGAUUCGACGGAAAGUGUGAGCAUAUCGGUGCCGAAAAAGCAGGCCGGUUUUCCCACGUCCGGUUGGAUGCAGUUUUGGAUACUGCUCAAGCGCACCAUGAUCACGAUAAUGCGCGAUCAAACGCUCACGCAGAUGCGGCUACUGUCGCACGUGAUUGUCGGUGCGAUCAUUGGGAUGAUCUACUACGACAUCGGUAAUGAUGCGUCGAAGAUCAUGAGCAAUGCUGGAUGUAUCUUCUUCACCACGAUGUUUACCAUGUUCACCGCCAUGAUGCCGACGAUACUCACCUUUCCCACAGAAAUGGCCGUGUUUGUGCGUGAACAUCUCAAUUACUGGUAUUCGCUCAAGUCGUUCUACUUCGCCAAAACGAUCGCAGAUCUUCCAUUUCAAGUACUCUUCACGAGCGUGUACGUGAUCGUAGUGUACUACCUCACGUCCCAGCCAAUGGAUCCGAAGCGGGUGGGCAUGUUCGUGCUGAUCUGCAUCCUCACGUCGCUCGUGGCCCAAAGCCUCGGUCUGCUAAUCGGAGCCGGCAUGAGCGUCGAAACGGGUGUGUUUCUUGGCCCGGUCUCCACCAUUCCGAUCAUCCUGUUUUCGGGUUUCUUCGUCAACUUCGACGUCAUCCCGAGCUACCUGCAGUGGGUGACGUACGUCAGCUACGUGCGGUACGGGUUCGAGGGCGCCAUGGUGUCCGUGUACGGCAUGGAGCGGGAGAAGCUUGCCUGCACCGAGAUCUACUGCCACUUCCGCAGCCCGAAAAAGUUCCUCGAAGAGAUGUCGAUGGACAAUGCGGAGUACUGGAUCGAUGCGACCGCCCUGUUUGGUUUCUUCAUCGCGCUGCGCGUGAUCGCGUACUUUGUGCUGCGCUGGAAACUGCAUUCCAUCCGUUAAAAUGCUCCAAACAAACACGAACCCACUACGAUACCAAAGUCCCAAAUAGAGCGUACAACACACCUUGCAAAAUUGACGUGAGCCGCGUGUCAGCCACUUUGUUCGCUAGCUCGCCCGCUCGCUAGAUCCACAUGUUGCUUGCCCAUUUUGCUGUCUUUGCCCCGCCGAUCUAAUACAACCGAAGUAGCCAAAACUCAAGCGACACCACCAGGAAAAAAAACACGACACUCACUCACACACACACACACCUACACACAGCCUUUCGUGAGGGAUAAACCAAUCUGAUCACACGUUUUUGUACUUGUAUUUUGGAACAGGCUGUACACGUUCAGCACCACACUGGUACACUACUGCUACGCUUGACGUGUAACUCGACUGUGCGUGUCCUAAGCUGAUUUCUCAGUUACACUGUCCACUCUGGCAGAGCAAACUGUUUUCCUACUCUAGAUGUGUAUUUUAACAACAGCAACUAAGCUAUGCAACGUAAUGUAAUGACGUCGACCCCCCAACCCGACAAUACCCGGUGGUACCAACAAACAAAACGAUAGAAACGCCAUAUAGGAUUAAUGUCCAGCAGAUCAUAGAAACACACACCAGUCGGACACACACACACACUCACAUACACAAAUGUUCUUUCUUUUUCAUGCCGUGAAUGUGAACAUUUACGUGAACGUCGCAAUCACAUGUAUCGAUGUCCUUUAAAAGUAUUACAGUAGUAUUUAUACUGGCUCUAGUGUGCUGAAAACAAAAGCAUGCAAAAAAAACACGCAAGAGCUUUAUAAUAGCUCUCACAUAACAGCCACACAACAAAAGAA